Messenger RNA from Gracilinanus agilis (Agile Gracile Mouse Opossum), 5569 nucleotides. It is a transcript of the gene VCL, whose product is annotated as vinculin. Gene Ontology annotation, biological process: cell adhesion. The record is from RefSeq and is a predicted model, not a curated record. Gene Ontology annotation, cellular component: actin cytoskeleton. Bases 102 to 3503 code for a protein of 1133 amino acids. NCBI's taxonomy places the organism in Eukaryota, Metazoa, Chordata, Mammalia, Didelphimorphia, Didelphidae. The transcript is spliced from 22 exons. Gene Ontology annotation, molecular function: structural molecule activity; actin filament binding.
GUUAGCUGUCUCUCCUCUCUUAGUAUCUCCUCACCGCCGCCCGCCUGCCGGUCUCCGUUGCCCCUAGCCCGCGGCUCGCCGCCCCGCCCGCCGCCGCCACCAUGCCGGUGUUCCACACACGCACGAUCGAAAGCAUUCUGGAGCCGGUGGCGCAGCAGAUCUCGCACCUGGUGAUCAUGCACGAGGAGGGCGAGGUGGACGGCAAAGCCAUCCCGGACCUCACCGCUCCCGUGGCCGCCGUGCAGGCUGCAGUCAGCAACCUCGUCCGGGUUGGAAAGGAGACUGUUCAGACAACUGAGGAUCAGAUUUUGAAGAGAGACAUGCCGCCAGCAUUUAUUAAGGUUGAAAAUGCUUGUACUAAGCUUGUUCAGGCAGCCCAGAUGCUUCAGGCAGAUCCUUACUCCGUGCCAGCUCGUGAUUAUCUGAUUGAUGGCUCAAGGGGUAUACUUUCUGGAACCUCUGACUUGCUCCUCACCUUUGAUGAGGCUGAGGUCCGCAAAAUCAUCCGUGUGUGCAAAGGCAUUUUGGAAUAUCUAACAGUGGCAGAAGUGGUAGAGACAAUGGAGGAUUUGGUCACCUACACUAAGAAUUUGGGACCAGGAAUGACAAAAAUGGCCAAAAUGAUUGAUGAAAGACAACAGGAAUUGACCCACCAGGAGCAUAGAGUGAUGUUGGUGAAUUCAAUGAACACUGUGAAAGAGUUAUUGCCAGUCCUCAUUUCAGCUAUGAAGAUUUUUGUAACUACCAGAAAUGCAAACAACCAAGGUAUUGAAGAAGCUUUGAAAAACCGAAACUUUACAGUGGAAAAGAUGAGCACAGAAAUUAAUGAGAUCAUCCGAGUGUUACAGCUUACUUCCUGGGAUGAAGAUGCGUGGGCCAGCAAGGACACUGAAGCCAUGAAGAGAGCUUUGGCCUCCAUUGAUUCUAAAUUGAACCAGGCCAAAGGUUGGCUCCGCGAUCCCACUGCCGCGCCAGGAGAUGCUGGGGAGCAAGCAAUCAGGCAGAUCUUGGAUGAAGCUGGAAAAGUUGGUGAACUCUGUGCAGGGAAAGAACGCAGAGAGAUCCUGGGAACCUGCAAAAUGUUAGGGCAGAUGACCGACCAAGUGGCUGAACAUCGAGCCAGAGGACAAGGAGCCACUCCCAUGGCCAUGCAGAAAGCCCAGCAGGUGUCCCAGGGUCUAGAUAUGCUCACGGCAAAGGUGGAAAACGCAGCACGAAAACUGGAGGCCAUGACAAAUUCAAAACAAAGCAUCGCAAAGAAGAUUGAUGCUGCUCAGAAUUGGCUUGCAGAUCCAAAUGGGGGCCCUGAAGGAGAAGAACAGAUUCGAGGUGCUUUAGCCGAAGCUCGGAAAAUUGCAGAAUUGUGUGAUGAUCCUAAGGAAAGAGAAGACAUUUUGCGUUCCCUUGGAGAAAUCUCUGCUCUGACUUCUAAAUUGUCAGAUCUUCGGAGACAGGGGAAAGGAGACUCUCCAGAGGCCCGGGCUUUGGCUAAACAAAUCGCCACAGCCCUGCAGAACCUGCAGACGAAAACCAACAGGGCUGUGGCCAAUAGCAGACCUGCCAAAGCAGCUGUGCAUCUGGAGGGCAAGAUUGAGCAAGCUCAGAGGUGGAUUGACAAUCCCACAGUAGAUGAUCGGGGUGUAGGUCAGGCUGCAAUCCGGGGCCUUGUGGCAGAAGGGCAUCGUCUUGCCAAUGUUAUGAUGGGGCCUUAUCGCCAAGAUCUUCUUGCAAAAUGUGACCGAGUGGACCAGCUAACAGCCCAGCUCGCAGACCUGGCAGCUAGAGGGGAAGGAGAAAGUCCACAAGCAAGGGCUCUUGCUUCCCAGCUACAGGAUUCCUUAAAGGAUCUGAAAACAAAGAUGCAAGAGGCCAUGACUCAGGAAGUGUCUGAUGUAUUCAGUGAUACCACCACACCUAUCAAGCUACUGGCAGUGGCUGCUACCGCACCUCCUGAUGCACCCAACAGGAAUGAGAUGUUUGAUGAGAGGGCAGCUAACUUUGAAAACCACUCUGGACGGCUUGGUGCUACUGCAGAGAAGGCAGCUGCUGUUGGAACUGCUAAUAAGUCAACUGUGGAAGGUAUUCAGGCUUCAGUGAAGACAGCAAGAGAACUCACGCCCCAGGUUGUCUCAGCUGCUCGCAUCUUACUAAGAAAUCCUGGAAAUCAAGCUGCUUAUGAACAUUUUGAAACUAUGAAGAACCAAUGGAUUGAUAACGUUGAGAAAAUGACAGGGCUGGUGGAUGAAGCCAUAGACACCAAAUCUCUGCUGGAUGCUUCUGAGGAAGCGAUUAAGAAAGACCUUGACAAAUGUAAAGUAGCUAUGGCUAACAUCCAACCACAGAUGCUUGUUGCUGGGGCAACCAGCAUUGCUCGGCGAGCCAAUCGGAUCCUAUUAGUAGCCAAACGGGAGGUGGAAAACUCUGAGGAUCCCAAAUUCCGGGAAGCUGUGAAGGCUGCUUCUGAUGAACUGAGCAAAACCAUCUCCCCAAUGGUGAUGGAUGCAAAAGCUGUAGCUGGAAACAUUUCUGAUCCUGGCCUGCAGAAAAGCUUCCUGGAUUCAGGAUAUCGGAUUCUGGGUGCCGUGGCCAAGGUCAGAGAAGCCUUCCAACCUCAGGAGCCUGACUUCCCUCCUCCUCCCCCAGACCUUGAACAACUUCGGCUGACAGAUGAGCUUGCUCCUCCCAAACCUCCUCUGCCUGAGGGUGAGGUUCCACCACCCAGGCCCCCUCCACCGGAGGAGAAGGAUGAAGAGUUCCCUGAGCAGAAGGCCGGGGAGGUGAUUAACCAGCCAAUGAUGAUGGCUGCCAGGCAACUCCAUGAUGAAGCUCGAAAAUGGUCCAGCAAGCCGGGGAAAGAAGCCUCGGAGACAGGUGUAGGUGUAGCUGAGGCGGUCGUUGCCGAUGAGGUGGGGUUUCCUCUCCCCUCUGACAAUGAAGAUGAUUAUGAGCCUGAGCUGCUGUUAAUGCCGACCAAUCAGCCGGUUAACCAGCCCAUUCUGGCCGCUGCUCAGUCUUUACAUCGAGAAGCAACCAAGUGGUCUAGUAAGGGUAAUGACAUCAUUGCAGCAGCCAAACGAAUGGCCCUGCUGAUGGCUGAGAUGUCGCGGCUGGUGAGAGGGGGCAGUGGCACCAAACGGGCGCUGAUUCAGUGUGCUAAGGACAUCGCCAAAGCCUCUGAUGAGGUGACAAGGUUGGCCAAGGAGGUGGCGAAGCAGUGCACCGACAAGCGUAUCCGAACCAAUCUCUUACAGGUGUGUGAGCGAAUUCCAACCAUUAGCACCCAGCUCAAAAUCCUGUCCACGGUCAAAGCCACCAUGCUGGGUCGAACCAAUAUCAGUGAUGAGGAAUCGGAGCAGGCCACAGAAAUGCUGGUUCACAAUGCCCAGAACCUCAUGCAGUCUGUGAAGGAGACCGUUAGAGAAGCAGAAGCAGCAUCAAUUAAGAUUCGAACAGAUGCUGGUUUCACUUUGCGCUGGGUUCGAAAAACUCCCUGGUACCAGUAGCUCCAAAACAUUCAUCACCCUGCUUGCCUCUCCUCCCAUCCUCUUCCCUAGUCCUUCCCCCAUGCUUGGCUCCUUUCUAAGCAGGAAUGAAUGUAGUCCAAAGCCCUGGUUGCUUCCAGGGGGUGAUGGCCAUACUCAAGCCUGUUUCCCCCAAAAAGGCUUAGCCUAAGACCCCCACAUUUGUGUUUAUAUUCUCCUUUGCUUUGGGGGCUGUAUGUAAUGUCUCUCCCUAGAAAAACUAUUCUUAAGCAUUCUUGUGUACUCUUAUCCCCAUAACCAGUCUAGGACUCCAGCUCACGGACUUUAUUUACAUAAGCUCAGAAUUCAAGUAUGGAACACUACCCUCUUAUCCUGUCCAGACUCCAUCCUUUGGGGGGGAUUGUCUUUGGAGAGGAACCAUCUUUAAUUGCCCUCCACCCUGCUGCCUGCCCCUGUACCUCACUCACUUGCUCUCCCCUCUGAAGCUGGGGGGUGAGCAGGCUGCCCACAAGAAGUCAUUCUGUCUCCAAUAAUGUGUUUUGCUGCUCUGUAGAUUGCUGGUGAUCAUGUUCAACCUAAAGCUGGAGCUCUGGUUCUGGCCUCUGUGGGGUUGUGCUGUAGGAGUGACUUUCCUUUCCUAGUUUCCAAAAGCACAAACCUGAAGAUUUCUUGCUCUUCUAAGUAAAUCAUGAAAUCACAUGUGAUGUUAUGAAUCAUACUGUAAAGUAACACAUCUAUGCCAGGGAAGCUCUUGGAGCCAUUCAAAGGGGGGAAGGGGAGCCCUGCCUGCCCACUUGCUUGGGUAGGGUUUCCCUUACCAAACACUGUGUCUUGGUGCUCUUGUCUGCUGUUUUCAGGGCAGAGCAGCCAGGGUGUUCUCCAGUGGGGCUGUACCCAGGCAAUGCAUGCUUUGUCACUGCCCUCCAGAGGACUUUGCUGAGGCCUUAAUGAAAUGCUGCUUUGGAGUGCUUGGCCUAAUUGUGUUGUGUUCCCUCCACUAAUUUUUCUCCCUCCUUUAUGGAUCUGGAGGAUAUUUAGGUGCUUUUUUGUUUCUGGAACUUUGAAACAUACUUCUUUUCUAACUCAGCCCUAGUCUGACAUGUUGACUAGUGCAAGAAAAGGGCCAUCCAUGGGUAGGGGCCUCUCUGGAGAGCUGAACUCGCCUGAACUCACAAUCUCAAAGGUUUUUCUGGUCUGGCAGUACAGGAGGCUGACAGUGAAUUAUUGAGGGAAGUCUCCCACACCUGUCUUCAAGAGGUGCCUUCAGUGCAGGUCAGGGGGCAUAGCCAGUGUGUGGACAAAGAGUCAGCUCUUUCUCCCUCCCCACCUUGCAUUGCAGUCCGAAGAAAGGAGCUAAGUGGGUAACAUUUCAUUCAUUACCCUUGUAACCGAUUUCCUGGGACCCCUGCUAAGGAGCUGAAACACCUGAUAGGAGAAAAUCCGAUGGUGAAAAGGAUCGAAUGAGAGCUUUACUUGAAUGUCCUUGGUUUUCUUCACUUGUAUUGGAUCCCAACCCUGAAUGUGUAAAGUCUGUCUUAAGUUAGUCUUGUACAUUCAGGCUUCCUCUUCUUUAUUUUUAAUUAAUGGUAAGUGUUCUUGAGGUCCUAAGAAUACUUAGUACUCUUAGCACAGUGCCUGGCACAUAGUAGGCGCUUAAUAAAUGUUGAUCGAUCGACUGAUAAUAGAAUCAUAAGAGUUGGGACCUCAAGACAUUUAUCUAGUCCAGCUCCAUUACUUCUUUAGUUGCUUAUGUGAUAAAAAUGCAAUAUUAAUGCCUUUAAAAACUUUAAAAUCUAUGCCAAAGAUCACCUUUUGUUUUAUUAAAAGAUUGCUUAAAUAGGAGAAAUCAUGUUUGCCAUUUCAGUUCCAGGGUUCUAGCCACGCUGCAGUAUAUUUUAUGCUGGUUGUGGUUCUCUCACCACCAGUGUUCCAGAUUUGGUGAAGCAGAUUCAAAAAUAUCCCCUGAACGUUGGUUAGAAAUAUUACUACUAAAAUAACUGUUUAUAAACUAGGAUUUGUUAUAUGCAAAUAUUUUCUGUCACUCUUUGUUCUCUUAAAAAUAAAUAAAAUGCAUUUGUAUAAAUGAA